AUGCUGACGCCCACGAGCACCUUCGCCCUCCGCCUCGCCGGCCAGGGCGCCGCCCGCGCAUCGAUCGCCUCUUCCAUCGCCCGCACCACCGCAUGCCCGUACUCGACCGCCUCGAUGAAGAAGCAGCAGCCCUCUGCCCGUCCAAUUGGCCUCGCCCCCACGAGCUCGAUUGCCCGCGCCAGCGCAGCCUUUGCCGCCGCCGCCUCCUCUCCGUCUUCGAUCGUUACCCGCGUCGUUCGCCAGCCCUGCUCCCACCGGUGCAACGCUACGGCCGCGAUCGCGGCGCAACAAAAGUCAGCCGCUGCGCCCGGGGACAAGCUAGACUGGGAGACGUUCUUCCAGCUGCGAAAGUCCCGCAGGAGGUGGCAGCUAGGCUUCAGCGUCAUCUCCGGCUUGGGCUCGUUCGUGGGCGGCGCCGGUCUCCUGGCGACUGGCGUUGCGGAUCCGUUGGUCACACAGGUUCCUCUGGACCCUUUCAUCACGAUGGGUAUGAUGACGAUGGCUUUCGGUGCAUUGGGAUGGCUGGUUGGACCUAGUGUGGGGUCUCUUGUCUUCUACACGCUGAACAAGAGGUGGAAGAACCAGAUGACAAUUAAGGAGAGGGAGUUCUUCGCUCGUAUCAAGAAGAACCGUGUCGACCCUUCCGUGUCUUCCGUUGGUAACCCGGUUCCCGACUUUUACGGAGAGAAGAUCUCCAGCGUCAAGGGUUACCGUCAAUGGCUCAAGGACCAGCGGGCCUUCAACAAGAAGCGUGUCAGCUUCGUGUAG
This is a messenger RNA of Colletotrichum spaethianum, 768 nucleotides long. RefSeq names its product presequence translocated-associated motor subunit PAM17, mitochondrial. Gene Ontology annotation, biological process: protein import into mitochondrial matrix. NCBI's taxonomy places the organism in Eukaryota, Fungi, Ascomycota, Sordariomycetes, Glomerellales, Glomerellaceae. Gene Ontology annotation, cellular component: PAM complex, Tim23 associated import motor. The record is from RefSeq and is a predicted model, not a curated record. Bases 1 to 768 code for a protein of 255 amino acids. The transcript is spliced from 3 exons.